Molecule: messenger RNA, 510 nt
Organism: Racocetra persica
Lineage: Eukaryota; Fungi; Glomeromycota; Glomeromycetes; Diversisporales; Gigasporaceae
Source: the annotation of a GenBank genome assembly
CUCUUCAUCGAUACCUUGGUAUUACACAACAUCCUGAAACAAAAAAUUACAUUAUAGUUAUAGAAUUGGCGCAUAAUAAGGAUCUACAUUAUUUUUUAAGUAAAAAAACUUUGUCUGGGUUAGAAAAAUUAAGACUAUUACAUAGAAUUUCAGAAGGAGUUGACCUAAUGCGCGCACGUCAAAUGAUUCAUCGUGAUCUUCAUAGUGGCAAUAUUCUCAUUAAACAGGAUGAAUUAGUUGAUUUAAUAGAAAAAUGCUGGCAUCAAGAUCCAGCAAAAAGAAAAUUAAUUACGAGGUAUAAUCAUGCGAAGUUUACAGAUGUAAAUGAGCUUGAAGAUCUUAUUAUGAAAGCCGAAAGAGGCGAAAUAAAAUGUUCAGAAAAUGAAAGUACAAAUAUUUUACAAACUAAAAUAAAUGACCAAGCAAUUUAUUCUAGCCGACUAUUAACUCCAUUAAUUAGUAAAGCAUUGACUUUACAAAGUAUGAAAUUAAAUAGCAAUGCACUUAUAG